Hyaloscypha bicolor E is the source of this 1452-nucleotide messenger RNA. Its product is annotated as FAD/NAD(P)-binding domain-containing protein. The transcript has 2 exons. Gene Ontology annotation, molecular function: FAD binding. The coding region runs from base 241 to 1452 and encodes 403 amino acids. The record is from RefSeq and is a predicted model, not a curated record. Lineage: Eukaryota; Fungi; Ascomycota; Leotiomycetes; Helotiales; Hyaloscyphaceae.
ACAAACAAUUCCAUCCCUUCGAGCCCGAAGCACACAACCCAAACAUUGCAAUCAGGUAUAAGUAUCUCUCUUCCUCCAUGGUAAGCAAACUUCUCUCUCCCUUCAAUUCACACAGGUUUUCGAAGCAAUUUCUUCGCACACGCAAAUCUGCCAAUACGCACUUCACUGCAUCACGAUAGCGCAGAACAAUCAACACAACCCAACCCCCAACCAAACCCGAUUCAGUUAUAGGAAGACACAAUGUCAUCAAAGACACCACGAAUUGCCAUCAUUGGUGCUGGCCCCGCAGGCCUCACGCUCGCCAGCCUCCUCACCCACAACUCAAUUCCCUACAUGCUCUUCGACCUCCGUCCUCCUCCCACCAACGCAUCAUCCACCUCACCCCUUGUACCAUCCGGCUCUUUAGAUCUCCAUGCCGAAUCAGGACUCCUGGCCCUCGAGAAUUGCGGCUUACUGGACAAGCUCCAAGCCUUGAACCGUGCGGGAAGUGAGGAAUGCAUUAUAACAGACAAGACCGGGGAAGUGAAGUAUAGCGAUGAUGGGCAGGGUGGUCAGCGGCCGGAGAUCGCAAGGAAUGAUUUAACACAUCUUCUGCUCUCUUCAAUCCCGGAGCAGAAUGUAAAAUGGAAUCACAAGCUGCUCCUUUGCGAUAGAUCAGAGGGGAACGGUGAAGCGAUCGAAAAAGGGGAGGAUUUUGACGUGGUGAUAGGGGCCGACGGCGCGUGGUCCAGAACCCGCCUUCUUCUCACGACCGAGAAACCGCACUUCAGCACCGUGUCAUGUAUAACGCUCACCAUCCCUUCUAUAUCCACAACCUAUCCCCAGCUAGCAGCCAUGAUUGGGAACGGCUCUUUCUACGCCCCAAGCGACCGAAAAGCCGUUAUUGCGCAGAGAGGGUCAUUGGAUUCAGCGCGCGUCUACUGUAUGCUAUCGGCCCCCUCCGAAUCCUACCUGGUGGCCUCCGGCCUCUCAUCCGCAACCAUCCUCCCUUCUCGCCUGAAGAAAAUGCUCCUAGAAAAUGAAGGCCUCUUCGCACACUGGGGUCAAGGCAUCAAGUCCCUCCUCGCUGCGGGCUGUGACUCCGGGGUGGAAAUCAGCGCAAACCCACUCUUUAUGUUCCCCAUCGGUUUCAGCUGGCAGCACGUCCCAGGAGCCACCGUGAUAGGCGAUGCAGCGCACCUGAUGACGCCGUUCGCUGGUGAGGGAGUCAAUUGCGCUAUGCUCGAUGCUUUCGAGCUUUCGAAGGGGCUAGUCUCUGCUGUGAAGAGUGGGGGCGCAGUCGAGGCUUUGGAUGAGCAGCUGGAGAUGUUUGAAAACGUCAUGUGGAAGAGGAUGAGGCCGGUUUCCGAAGAGACGUGGGAUAAUCUGCAGGUUAUCUUCGCCGAGGACGCGCCAGGUGGGUUUGUGAGGGUUAUGGAGAGUCAUGGGCCGCCUCCUGAAGAGGAGGCGUAG